AUGGCUACCUUCACGUACGAUAUCACCUCCCCUGGACCUGCCGACGGUUCUCCCUCGCCUCGGCUAAACACAGUGCACCUCCUGGAAGCGUACACUCCUGAUCCUCGGUCAGACGAAGAGCCCCAGCACCUCCUUCCAAUGCCCAUACCCAUGCCCGUGCCCCUCUUCUCUGCGUCCGGCGACCUCUCUAAGGAUGCAGCAAUCGAUGUUCCCCCACCGUCACUCCAACUGUCGGAUUUCUCUGACGACCCCAUCGAGGACCCAAGCCCGAAAGACGUUGCUGAUGACCCACCCAAUCAACGAGAGCCAACCCCUUCCCUGGCCCCAGAAGAUCGUGAAGGCAACACAUCGAAGGAGCAGUUGAAUUACUCCGAUGGUUCCAUCGAGGCUGACCCACGCCUGGGCGAGAAACUCCACGUCCAAGCCGACCGAUCAGAGCAAGUUAUGCCCCUGGUGUCCGACCGUUGGGAAGGCGAUGCGUUGGGGGAGACGCUGCAUAAUCAGGAAUACAUUAUCUUGCCCCUUUCUCAGGUGAAGAUUCUGAAGCUGGUGUAUAAGCGAGAUGGGGAUGAGAUGUACCAGAUAGUAGGACAGAUAGAUUUACAAGAAACACGCGGAUAUGGCACACAAGGAAAGCCGUGGAAGUGCUUGGGUUCUGCUGAGCGGGUUCCGGGGGGUUACGAGGCGUAUGCCAAGAUGACGGCAGGAGAUGGAGUGAUGGAACUGCUGGCAGCCAUAUAA
Histoplasma mississippiense is the source of this 741-nucleotide messenger RNA. RefSeq lists its product with no specific name. The coding region runs from base 1 to 741 and encodes 246 amino acids. The transcript is spliced from 3 exons. Lineage: Eukaryota; Fungi; Ascomycota; Eurotiomycetes; Onygenales; Ajellomycetaceae. The record is from RefSeq and is a predicted model, not a curated record.